AUGGCUACCACCACCAUUGACAUUGUUCACCUCAAUGCUCCGUCUAAUUUUCCUAUCAAACUCACCCCCCUCAACUUUCCUGUCUGGAGACGCCAAGUUCAGUCCACCUUGGUUGGCUUUAAUCUCCUGGGAUACAUCGAUGGUUCUAUCAAAGAACCAGCAAAAUUCAAUGAUACUGCACAAACAACUCCGAAUCCAGCACAUUUGACUUGGUAUCGCCAAGAUCAGAUAAUUACCAGUGCUUUACUUGGGAGUUGUUCAGACACCAUACAACCUCUUAUAGCUUCCGCACCCACUGCGUGUGAUGCCUGGCAACGGCUCGUUGCUAACUAUGCUAGCGCCUCCCGAGGACGGAUCAUUUCCCUCAAGGCCAAGCUUACCAGAAAUCCGAAGGGGGACGAGUACAGCUCCAUCGUGUCUGCCGUUCGUGUCCGUGACAAACCCAUUUCUUUGGGAGAAUUAGCCGAUGUGCUCACAGAUCAUGAGCGUCAGUUGGCUAAAGUUGAUGAUGCUCGCCAAUCUCUUUUGGCUACUGCCAAUGCCUCCCAGCGUGGUCCUUCGGCUUCUCACAAUAGUCAGCACUCCACUGCCGAUCGGAGGUCUCGCAACAACACCAACAACACGUAUGGCAAUAAUAGACCGAAUUGGUCGCACAACAGCAACACUCGACCUGGUGUUGUGUGUCAAUUCUGUCACCUUGUUGGCCAUGAAACUCGUGUUUGCCGUAAGUUAGCCCGGUUCUUAAAGGCCCAUAAUGUGUUUCCACUAGUACAGAAACAGUCAUUCGCGUCCAAAGUUAAGGCUAAUUCGCGUCCAAAGUAG
Messenger RNA from Ipomoea nil (Japanese morning glory), 822 nucleotides. RefSeq lists its product as uncharacterized. The coding region runs from base 1 to 822 and encodes 273 amino acids. Lineage: Eukaryota; Viridiplantae; Streptophyta; Magnoliopsida; Solanales; Convolvulaceae. The transcript has 2 exons. The record is from RefSeq and is a predicted model, not a curated record.